Messenger RNA from Nymphaea colorata (pocket water lily), 950 nucleotides. RefSeq lists its product as uncharacterized. The record is from RefSeq and is a predicted model, not a curated record. The transcript has 5 exons. The coding region runs from base 155 to 559 and encodes 134 amino acids. Lineage: Eukaryota; Viridiplantae; Streptophyta; Magnoliopsida; Nymphaeales; Nymphaeaceae.
UGGGAUCAGGGGCGCAUGGUGAGUUUCAGCUUUGGAUUGUAGAGGGUCCAUUUUAUGUGUCUGUAUUCCCUUAAGCACAAAAUCCAAAUUCAUAUGCUAUCACCCAGAUCUUUUGGCAGCACGAUUUUGAUCAAAUGCAUCAGUGUUGGACCAGAUGAACAUGAGUCGUCCACCUUCGUCGUUUCUUCAGCUCAAGGAGAAUGACACAGGGCUGAUUAAAUGUCAAAAUGUGAUAAUUCUCUCUGCUACAAAUGAUGAUGAGCUGGAAAAACAGUGGAGCUGUUUGCUUGAACUGUCCAACACAAACAAGAUUCUGGUGCCAAUGGCACCAUUUGUCACGAAGCAAUUGCAAACUACACUUUCUGAUAUAGAAAUUGCACAACCUUUGUCAAAAAUAUGCAGUGAAUUUCCAGAUGUUUGCAUAGGGUGCUAUCGUACGUCAAGGACUGGGCAAUGCAUAAUUACUUUCAACGGGAAGGAUGAAGAACGAACUGAUUCAGCUGUUGAGAAACUGUGCCAUUUGUUUCAUCCAUCAGCUUUCUAUGAAAUAAUGAAAUGACCUGUGGAUGAGUCUUUGCUUAUCCUUGUGAUUGUUUUGACAAACUCAAGUACCUCAGAAGACGGAUCCAUGAAAGGGUAACCGUGGUCUCUGUUGUACCGCUUCAUUUUUACCCGUUCAAGUUCAGUUUUUCAUAUUCAAUAUGGAUGCAUCAGGCGACAUCAGUUCUUCAGUAGUGCCUGCAAGACAUUCUGAAGAGGAAGUGUUUCAACAUAAGCCCGACGUUUGGUUUCAGAAAUUAAUGGUAAUUCACAUAGCUGCUUUACCCCGAGGGAAGAGUAGGAGCAAGAAACCAAGAUUCUCAAGACAAAGAUGAUGGCUGAAGAGCCACGGUAUACUUGUACAAACACUAAUUUCUGGGAAUUGAUGGUUAAAAACAGUAUUUAUGAGA